AACACAGAGCAGGUGGGCGGGGCUAUCUCAGAUUAAAAAGCGUAAACCAAGUUGCCGAACCGGUCUUAAACCGAUAGCAAUGAGAGAUCUGGCUCACAUGUGACCUGGAUCGGUAGAAAUGGGGGUCGUGGCGGUGUCUGUGUGUAUGCUCGUGGGGAUCGUGUUUAUCUGCGAAAUCGCAAGGAAAGCGGCUGUGGUUCUGCUCUCCAGGAGGAGGAAGGGGGGAGAUCGCGGGAUCUACGCGGCUGAGAUCAUUUCUACGAUCCAGCUUUGCGCAUGCGCUCACGAGCUGAGGCUGCUGUCUGAAGACGCGCCCGGGAUCGCCCUGAGUCUGACCUACGUAGUGUCGGUGGUGCACGCGCUGACGUUCCGCGGCGCUGCCGGCAACCCCACGGCCUUGCUCGAGCGCUACUGGUGCGCCUCGGUGGGCGGCACAUGCGCGCUGUUGAGGGCCGCGUGCCAGUUCGCGGCGGCCGCUGCGACGGGUCCGUUGAUGCGUCGCGCGUGGGAUUUCGCGCUCUCUGAGCUGCACGAGCGCCACGCGCGCUCCGGCUUCGCGUGCGCGAGCCCGAUCGAUGACGUGCACGCGCUGCGGGCCGCGGGCGCGGAGCUCGCGUGUGCCUUCGUCGUGCACGCCGCAGCGACACUGACGCGCGGCGUGGAAGAGAAGUACAGAGUGCACGCUGUGGCCGCGGUGAUCACUACAGUGGUGUAUGCAGGUGGCAGUACAACAGGAGCUGUGUUCAAUCCAGCUCUUGCUUUUUCAGCACAGUUCCCCUGCAGUGGCAGCACGUUCCUAAAGAACAGCCUGGUCUACUGGCUGGGACCGGUUUUAGGCAUUGCAUGCUCUCUUCUUCUGUUUAAUAAAGUCUCACUGGCUUUUACUGCAAAGAGCACUACUCAUAAGGACCAGAACCUCCAUGCUGUCAAGAAGAAGAAGAGGAACUGAAAAACUGGAAUCUUUUAAAAUGCUUGUUUUAAUGUCUAUAGCACAGAAAGGUGCCUGUUUUAGCAGUAUCUGAAAUAAUGGUUGGUUAAAAUUAAUUUUUAUUUUUUUAAGUCUCACAGACAUUCUGUAACGGUGAGCGGUCCGUAUGCAAUCUUAUGCACUAAUGCAUGCGUAUAAAUAUCUAAACCUAGAUUUAAUUAAUUGCUGCUAUUAUUUCAGACUAUACACCAUACAGAUAAAAAGUAAUAGACAAAACACAACAGGUCUAUAAGAUCAAAAUUAAAUGCAAGUUCUUAUAACCUACAUUGUAUGUGUAGAGGCGAUAUACAGGUACAUAGUCAGACCAAAGAAUGUCAUUUCUGCAUUGUUCUGAUAAACUACUGAACACUAUUUAAGGAAUAUUCUGAACAUUUUACAGCUGCAGGGUUAAAAAGCAUUGAAUGUUGCACUCUUUUACAGAGAGAAGCUAUUAAUAGUACAAGCUAGUUAUAAGCAGAUACUGUGAAACUUCACAAAACAGAAAUUUUAGUCUUAAUCCAUAAAUUCGAGUGUCAUUAAAAAACUGUAUAACUGCAAUGCAACAUUCCUGGAAGCACAAGUAUGUGAAGGAUAAGAUUUUACGUCGGAAAAUCUUAUUUAGACUGUUUUCGCGUCUUUAGAUUUAGCGAUAUUUUACCAACAAAGUAAUUACUUCUCAGAAGUACUCAUUUUUACUUAUAUGCACAUUAUUGAUGGACUGUCUAGCCAGGAUGGAAAACUUUCAGUAGUUUUCCUGAGAAAGCACAUUUUGAAUACCUCUUAAUGUAUGUAGAAACUGGACCAAAGCUAAGUCUUUAAAGAUCUUAAUACUAGCGACAUCUCGCAAUAAAGGAAUGCCACUUGAACUCA
This is a messenger RNA of Silurus meridionalis, 1837 nucleotides long. It is a transcript of the gene aqp11, whose product is annotated as aquaporin 11. Lineage: Eukaryota; Metazoa; Chordata; Actinopteri; Siluriformes; Siluridae. Gene Ontology annotation, cellular component: cytoplasm; membrane. Bases 119 to 949 code for a protein of 276 amino acids. The record is from RefSeq and is a predicted model, not a curated record. Gene Ontology annotation, biological process: transmembrane transport. The transcript has 3 exons. Gene Ontology annotation, molecular function: channel activity.